Molecule: messenger RNA, 1683 nt
Organism: Jatropha curcas
Lineage: Eukaryota; Viridiplantae; Streptophyta; Magnoliopsida; Malpighiales; Euphorbiaceae
Molecular function (GO): protein binding
Source: RefSeq, a predicted model, not a curated record
AUUGAAUUUUGUACUCUAUAAAUCUCCAUUUUUACACUUUGGCAAGCUCUCCCUUACCCAACAAAAUUUUCAUUUUUCCUCAAUUUCCCCAAACAUGAACCUGCUCUUUAUUCUCUUCCUCUCUUUUCUUAUUCUUCAAUCGCUCAAACUCACUUCAGCUGCCUGCCACGUGAAUGAUGAGUCGGGUCUUUUGGCUUUCAAAUCCGGUAUCACCCACGAUCCUUCGGGCAUGCUCAGCUCCUGGAAAUCCGGCACCGAUUGCUGCAGUUGGGCGGGUAUCACUUGCCUCGUCAACAACCGGGUCACUGCCAUUUCUCUCGUUGGGCAGCCGGAAAAACCGACUAGCUUCUUAUCCGGUACAAUAUCACCAUCUCUAGUAAAAGUCGAAAAUCUUGAUGGGAUUUACUUUCAAAACUUGAAAAAUAUUACGGGCAAAUUUCCGGAUCUUUUGUUCAGUUUACCCAAACUCCAAUUUGUAUACAUAGAAAAUAGCAAGCUUUCGGGUCAAAUACCUAGCAAUAUAGGUAAAUUAACCCAACUGGGUGCACUGAGUUUGGCUGGGAAUCGGUUUGCUGGACCAAUACCGAGUUCAAUAUCCCAGUUAACUGAGCUGACUCAGCUCAAACUCGGUGGCAAUCUCCUCACUGGUAAUAUCCCUGUAGGAAUUAGCAAACUUAAAAGCUUAACUUACCUUAGUCUCAAACAAAACCAACUUUCAGGUUCAAUUCCUGAUAUCUCAUCACUUACAAAUCUCAGAAUUCUUGAACUUUCCCACAAUAAAUUUUCAGGGAAAAUCCCAAUUUCGAUAUCAUCAUUGGCACCAAAAUUAGCCUACCUCGAGUUAGGGCACAAUAAAUUGUACGGACAAAUACCUGAUUUUCUUGGAUCUUUUACAGCAUUAGACACAUUAGAUCUUUCAUGGAAUAACUUUACAGGGACGGUACCAAAAUCUUUUGGGAACCUCACGAAAAUCUUCAAUCUUGAUCUUUCUCAUAAUUUUCUUGUAGACCCAUUUCCUGUGAUGAAUGUUAAAGGAAUAGAGUCUCUUGAUUUGUCUCAUAACCAAUUCCAUCUUAAACAAAUACCCACUUGGGUCACUUCCUCUCCCAUUAUUUUUUCUCUGAAACUUGCAAAAUGUGGGAUUAAAAUGAGCUUAAACGCUUGGAAGCCAAAGGAGACUUAUUUCUAUGAUUACAUUGAUUUAUCUGAAAAUGAAAUUUCAGGUAGUCCAAUUUGGUUAUUGAACAAGACAGAUUAUUUAGUUGGGUUUUGGGCUUCCAAAAACAAGUUGAAAUUUGAUAUGGGUUCUUUGAGAAUUGUUAAUACAUUGAAGUAUUUGGAUUUGUCAAGAAAUUUGGUUUAUGGAAAAGUACCAAAGACAGUUUCUGGAUUGACAAGAUUGAACGUGAGUUAUAAUCAUCUUUGUGGACAAAUUCCACCAACAAAAUUUCCUGUUAGUGCAUUUGUAGGAAAUGAUUGCCUGUGUGGGUCUCCACUGCCUCUUUGCAAGGUUUAGGGUUUCGAUAGUCAAUCAAAUGAAUAAAAUUGAUAGUGGUGGGGAAGAAAAGGAAGGCAGAAAGAGAGGAAUGUAACAAUUUGUUGUUUUCUUGCUCUUUCAACGAGGAAGACUGUUAUAGCUUGUUAGUCGCUUGUCUUAUUGAUUCAGAAAAAAAAAAAAAAAAA